AUGGUGAAGGAAACCACCGAAGCGCACGGCGGCGAGGUGACCAUCAUGUCUGCGACGACGGUGGAGCCGGCGCUGCCGCUGCAGCAGCACCGUCUGCCGCUGUCUAACCUGGACCUCCUCCUGCCGCCCAUCGACGUCGGCGUCUUCUUCUGCUACCUCCACCCGGCGCCCACCGCGGCCGCCCUCAAGGAGGCGCUCGCCAAGGUGCUGGUGGCGUACUACCCGCUCGCGGGAGAGGUUGUGGCCAACGGUGACGGCGAGCCGGAGCUGCUGUGCAACUGCCGCGGCGUCGACUUCACCGAGGCUAGCGCCGGCGACACCGAGCUGCGGGAGCUUCGGCUGGGCAUUGUGGACGAGGGCGUCGACAAGCUUGUUCCCUCCAAGAAGGCCGGCGUCAUAUCUGUUCAGGUCACAAAGUUUAAGUGCGGCGGCGCCGUCGUCGGCUGCACUUUCGACCACCGGGUCUGCGACGCCUACUCCUUCAACAUGUUCCUCGUCGCAUGGGCGGCCACGUCCCGUGGUGGCUCCGUACCACCGGCACCGACCUUCCGCCGCUCCCUAGUGUCCCCGCGCGACCCAUCGCCGCGUACGUAUGCCACCAACGCCCUGAUCGACCGCCUUUUCUCCCCUCUUAGCUCAGCGUCGCCACCCCCUCCGGCCACCGUUGCCGCCACCGCUGUCAACCGCAUCUACCGUAUAGCCGCUGCCGACGUCGCGGCGCUGCAGGUCACGGCCGGGCCAGGACGCACGAAGCUUGAGGCAUUCACGGCUCACCUGUGGCAACUCUGCUCUAUGUCGGGCUCAGCACAUCAGCGUCUGUGCUGCAUGGGCAUGGUCGUGGACGGGCGCGCCCGCAUGUCACCGGACGGCGCCAUGAAGGCCUACUUCGGUAACGUGCUGACCAUAACUUACGGUGUCAACAGCAUCGACGACCUUCGUCGUCGCAUGGCGCUCGCCGACGUGGCGGACGACGUGCACCGGUGGGUGCGUGAGGCCGCGACGGACGAGCACUUCCGGGGCUUGAUCGACUGGGUGGAGGCGCUGCGGCCCAAACCGGCCGCGGCCAGGGCGUACCUGGGCGGCACCGGCGGCACCAAGGCGACGGCGUGCAUCGUGUCGUCGGGCAUGGGUUUUCCGGUCCGGGAGAUCAACUUUGGGACGGGCCUGCCGGCGUUCGCUUCGUACCACUUCCCGUGGCCCGCCGGCGCGGCAUACGUGAUGCCGAUGCCGAGUGCGCGCGACGACGGGGAAUGGGUGGUGUACGUGCAUGCAGCGCCGGAGCUGGUGAAGGUGAUGGAGGAGGAGCCGACUGUUUUCAAAGUUCUCGAGAACAGCUACGUGUUCGGAUGA
Messenger RNA from Triticum turgidum subsp. durum (durum wheat), 1350 nucleotides. Lineage: Eukaryota; Viridiplantae; Streptophyta; Magnoliopsida; Poales; Poaceae. The record is from the annotation of a GenBank genome assembly.